This is a messenger RNA of Epinephelus fuscoguttatus (brown-marbled grouper), 2786 nucleotides long. Its product is annotated as snake venom 5'-nucleotidase-like. Gene Ontology annotation, molecular function: metal ion binding; nucleotide binding; 5'-nucleotidase activity. Gene Ontology annotation, biological process: AMP catabolic process. The record is from RefSeq and is a predicted model, not a curated record. Gene Ontology annotation, cellular component: plasma membrane. The coding region runs from base 448 to 2289 and encodes 613 amino acids. Lineage: Eukaryota; Metazoa; Chordata; Actinopteri; Perciformes; Serranidae. The transcript has 12 exons.
UUGAGGACGAGGUGACUGCCAUGCAGCUGCAGGUGGAGGAACUGCAGAAGCAGGGAGUCAAUAAGAUCAUCGCUCUGGGUCACUCAGGCAUUGAUGUGGAUAAGGAGAUCGCCAAGAAGGUCAGCGGAGUCGACAUCGUCGUGGGUGGACACAGUGACACUUUCCUCUAUACAGCAUCCCCUCCCUCUACUGAAGUCCCUGCUGGUUCUUAUCCACUCAUGGUGCAAUCAGACGAUGGGCGGCAGGUUCCUGUUGUACAGGCCUAUGCCUUUAGAAAAUAUCUGGGUCAUCUGAAGGUGACCUUUGACAAUGCUGGGAAUGUGAUCCAGAUGUUGUUGCUGAUGUUGAGGAAUGGAAAAAGGGUCUGGCCAACUACUCGACUCGAUGUCGAUAUGGGGAAUGCAACCUUGGAAACCUGAUCUGUGAUGCCAUGUUGACUGCAGAGAGAUGAGAACAGUACGCCCGGAGCAGAAUGCUCGUCCUUGGCUCUGCCUCCUCCUCCUCCUGGGCUUCUUGGUGUCCACUUCAGCGGCCUGGGACCUGGUUGUACUCCACACCAAUGAUGUUCAUGCUCGGGUGGAGGAGACCAACGAGCAAUCCGGGAAAUGCAGCAGCAGCAGUGGGUGUUUUGCCGGGGUGGCCCGGACAGCCACGAUGAUCAAGAGGAUCCGCAGCAACGAGAGCAACGUACUGCUGCUGGACGCUGGAGACCAGUUCCAGGGGACUAUCUGGUUCAACCACUACAAGGGAGCUGAGGCUGCGUAUUUUAUGAACGAACUGAAGUAUGAUUGCAUGGCUUUUGGAAAUCACGAGUUUGAUAGUGGAGUGGAGGGACUCAUGAGACCGUUUUUGGAGCAGAUCAAUUUUACGGUUCUCAGCGCCAACAUCAAAACAGACGAAACUCUGGCCUCAACUUUUGGCAGCUCUUACUUACCUCAUAAGAUCCUUACUGUUGGCAGCGAGAGGGUGGGAGUGAUUGGAUACACGACAGAGGAGACUCCUGUAAUUUCUCAGCCUGGACCGCACCUGCAGUUCGAGAACGAGGUGACUGCCGUGCGGCGGCAGGUGGAGGAACUGCAGAAGCAGGGAGUCAAUAAGAUCAUCGCCCUGGGUCACGCAGGCAUUGAUGUGGAUAAGGAGAUCGCCAAGAAGGUCAGCGGAGUCGACCUUGUCAUCGGUGGACACAGCAACACUUUCCUCUAUACAGGAUCCCCUCCCUCUACUGAAGUCCCUGCUGGUUCUUAUCCACUCAUGGUGCAAUCAGACGAUGGGCGGCAGGUUCCUGUUGUGCAGGCCUAUGCCUUUGGAAAAUAUCUGGGUCAUCUGAAGGUGACCUUUGAUGAUAAAGGCAAUGUAGUAAAUACAACAGGAAGCCCCAUCCUGCUGGACAGCAGCAUCCCACAGGAUCCAAAUGUUCUUGCUGACGUGGAGGAAUGGAAAAAGGGUCUUGCCAACUACUCGACUCAGGUGGUGGGAAACACUCUGGUCUUCCUGAACACGUCACGUGAGGAGUGUCGAUUUGGGGAAUGCAACAUGGGGAACUUGAUCUGUGAUGCUAUGGUUGACAACAACAUCAGGUUCCCAGACAGUGUUCAGUGGAACCACGUCAGCGCCAGCAUCUUCAACGCAGGAGGCAUUCGCAAGUCUAUUGAUGAACGUACCAGGAAUGGUUCAAUCACCAUGGAGGACGUGAUCGCCGUCUUACCUUUUGGAAAUACUUUUGACCUGCUGGAGGUGAAGGGAUCGACACUGUUUAAAAUCUUUGAACACUCAGUGAAACAAUAUGGCCAGGACCCAGGAGAGUUCCUCCAAGUAUCAGGAAUUCAAUUCGAGUUUGACCCCUCUAAACCUGAGGGGAAUCGUGUGACGAGCCUCAGCAUCCUCUGCGUGGAGUGUCGAGUUCCUCGCUACGAACCUGUUCAGCCGGAGACGGUUUAUAAAGUGGUGAUGCCAUCCUUCAUAGUGCAGGGUGGAGAUAGGUUCUCCAUGAUCCCAGAUGAGAAGCUCAACCAUGACACCGGGAAUUUGGACGUUUCAGUCCUCUCUGAAUACAUCAUGAAAAAUCAGAAAGUUUAUACACCUCUUCAAGGACGCAUUAAGGUCCUCAACUCAACUUCUGGACAAACUACUUCACUGAGCAACUCAACUUCUGGACAAACCACUCCUCUCAACUCAACCUCUGGACAGACCACUCCACUCAGCAGCUCGGCUCUUGCACAAACCACUCCACUGGUUAUUCUGGUCUCACUUGGGCUGCUGUGGUCUCUGUGUGGGAGCAUGGAAGGCUGACUAUAACCAGAAACACAACUUAAACCCUUUCUCUCCUAGUGGAGCACAAGUCGUCCACAAUUCUUCCCCAGUGCUCUCUGUUUUGGGCCACUUUUUGCAGUUCCAAUUUUACGUCACUUUCUUGGCCUCUAUGUCUGGUGACCUCCAUUUGUUUCUGGGUGUUCCUUGUUUUCUCUUCCCUUGUGCAUUUCAUAUUAGAGCCUGUCUGGUUUCAUUGAUUUUGGGCUUCCUUAGGGUGUGUCCGAUCCAACCCAACUUCCUUUUCCUUAUGUGGGUGUUCUCUCUUGGUUUGUUUCCUCCCACACAUCUUUAUUUGUGAUGGUGUUUGGCCAAUGUAUCUUAUAGAUGGUUCUUAGGCACUUUGUGACAAAGGUCUGGACUUUGUUGGUGGAGGAUUUUGUUAUUCUCCAUGUUUCUGAACCAUGGAACAGCAAUUAUUUAACAUUGGUGAGUUUGGUGAGAUGGGCCUCAGUGUAACAAAAGCUGUUCUAAACCUU